Molecule: messenger RNA, 3132 nt
Organism: Siniperca chuatsi (mandarin fish)
Lineage: Eukaryota; Metazoa; Chordata; Actinopteri; Centrarchiformes; Sinipercidae
Gene: tmpob
Product: thymopoietin b
Exons: 6
Coding region: 443-1531 (362 amino acids)
Molecular function (GO): DNA binding
Source: RefSeq, a predicted model, not a curated record
GCCAAUCAGAGUGGAGGUUACUGGGGUGCUCCAUCCAAUAGCGGGGCGGGUUGUUGUUUGGCCCUGUUGCGACCGCGGACAGACAGAAGCAAGUGGACCGGUUUGAAGCUAAGCUAAUUCAGUCACAUUACAGCUGGUUAAUUUAGAUUUUUGCAUUGGUUCCAUUUGCAGUACACGCGUGUAUCUGUUUUAGAAAAAUCCAAGCUACCUGUGAAUAUUGUAGCUAUUGGGCUAACAAGCGAAACCGGGUAUUUAUUUUGUUAAACCGCUUCUGUCCUGCUAGCUGAAUUGGCAGCGGGUUAGGCGCCAGUCCUGUUUGACAACAGCGCUAUUCGGUCACGUUCCCGGUGUUGUUGCUUCUAGCUGCAGAGUGAACGCACUAAUUUCCAUUAAGUGAAGCGGCAAAAAAAGAAACCUCACGAUAGCUAAAAUAAAGUUAAACAUGGCAGAAUUCCUGGAAGAUCCGUCGGUUCUCACGAAAGAUAAGCUAAAGAGUGAGCUUACAGCAAACAAUGUGCCACUUCCCAGCGGUGAGCAUAAAAAAGAAGUGUAUGUGCAGCUGUAUCUCAAAAACUUGACCAUACUGAACAACAAGAGUCCACCUGCAGACACCUUCUCCAGCGACGAAGAGUUACCUGCUCCCGUGGUGUCCAACAAAAGUCGAUCUGGAAGAAAAGCUACCAAAAAGACAGACAAGCCUCGCACAGAGGAAGUGGAGGUGACAGAUCUCACUGAUGAAGAUUUAAAACAACAGCUGGCAAAACAUGGUGUGGACUCUGGACCUAUUGUUGCCUCCACCCGAAAGUUGUAUGAGAAGAAACUGCAGAAGCUUUUGGACCAGCCUCCAGCUGAACCUGAAACUAAUACUGACGUCACAGCUCUCCCCAAGUCAGACAGUAACCAGAAUGGCAACACAAAUUCUGACCAGUACAGUGACAAGGAAGAUGAGGAGAUUGCUGCCCCUGAACCAGAGCCAGUUCCUGUGGUAGAGAAGCCAGUGAGGAGCAGAGGGAAAGCUCCAGUUACCGUUAGAACCAGCAGCAGACGACAAACCAAGGUGGUGGAAGAAAUUAUUACUGAAGAAACCCCCAAGAAGGGUGUUGUUGAAGAUAUCCUUGCCAAUGAAAUAAGCACACCAACAGGCAUCAGUGCGACCUGCAGGCGUCCAAUCCGAGGGGCGGCUGGUCGACCACUAAAACCAAGUGAAUACUGGCUGGAUGAGUCCCGUGUGCAGCACAGCGUCCACACUGAGAGCCGCUCGUACUCUGAGUCUUUCUCCAGAGUCGACAGCACCAUCUCAAGCAAAGCGCCAACCCGACGAGGCUUCCUGUCUGUGUUGCUCAAGCUCCUGCUCCUUAUUGUGGUGGGUGGUUCUCUCUACUAUGCCUACCAGAACCUGGAUGCCGAUCACAUCAACACCCUCAAAGGCCUUGUGGACAGCGCCAUCGUCCCACUUCAAGGCGUUGUGAACAACGCAGCUACCUACCUGGGCAUCAGCAGCAGCGGUGCUACAGAGAGCGCCGAAAAGUAAAGACCCUCAGUUGUCUCUCGCCAUGCCCACGUCACCUCCCUGCCGCCUGCCACAGCACACCACAACUCAAGCAUAAACUUGGCUCACCUCUUCUUUAUACCUACAUGGUUGGACAAAGGACACAGAUUUAAUUGGAACGAUAAACUUUCUCCUCUACAGACUCCAGCUUUCCUCCCACCACAAGAGGAAACAGUAGCUUCUGGAUAACAAUGUUUUGUGGCAGUCAGAGACUCAUUUUAAUAUUGGUUUUAAUCUGUGAAUUGUUUGUGUCUUUGUGUGUAUUUAACCCUUCUAUGUAGAAACAAGUGCAGAAUGGAGAGGCCAGUUUAUCCAUGCAUGGUUGUAGUUUUUGAAGGUCAUACUGUAGUUUCUAACUCUCUGUGCCAGGUGUUUUUCUGAUGGUGAAGUGCCUGGACACUUAGCACUUAGUGCCCUCCCAUUUUCAAGCACAAAGCAGUGCUACUACUAAUACCAGAAUGUCUACAUGUUUCUGUAUGAAUUUCAAAAUUUGCUCUGUAGCUAUAGCUAGAUAGUGAUUCAUUAUUUCUAUGGUGCUCAGGUCGAUUUAGAUCAAAUUUUUUAAUGUGGUCUGUGCUGGGAGGAGAAGCUUGGUGUAGUCAGGUCACGUCACUGUAUGAGGAAAUUCCGCCCACGUUCAGGUUGAGGUAUAAAACAUUUUUUCAGUGGCUGACCACUGUUUGAAUCAUUGUAUUUGAGGCUCUAUGAUUAUGACUAAAAUGAUAAUUCUAGCCUCUUUGUAUUGUAAUCAUGAUUUUUACUGUCAAUGGAUUGAGGAAGAAAAUUUACUUUUAUCGACAUCCUCAUCAGUUUACAAACACAAUUCUAAAUGACACACCUUUUUAGUAUUGAUUAUCUACCAUUUAUUUGACAAAUACACAUUAAGGAAACUCAAAUUGGAGUGUUCGAUCAUAGGUUAUUGAUUUUCCCAGCCCUACCAGUGUGCCCAUUUGAGUUUACAUGCUUUGGGUUUUAGUGCUCUGUUGUGCUAUUUUUGUUUUGUUUUUUUAAAUUAGAUUUCUGAUCCUUCAGUCCUAUAUGCAGGAUUGGCUGUUGCAGUGCACCCACAUAGCCCACCUCACUGACUGCAUGUGUCCAGACAUGACAGAUCUGCAAAGAAGACACAUGGAGAAAGUUAAUCCUUUUGGAGACAGUUAAUAAUCAAUUUAUUCUCUUCAGAACUCUUGACUACUUCUGCCUGUGCAAAUUACCACAAUUAAGACGCUGUAGGUUACUCUGGAGAGCGGUUGUUUAUCCGCUGGGAGGGAGGAUGCAUUCACUGGAGGUGGUGUUGGGGUGGGAAGAUUUCUGGGGCAUCUUUGUUUCUAUUUUGAUAUUUUUCUAAAGUGGCGUGUUCAACUUUUUAUAGCACAUUUUAAGGUAACAUUUGAAAGCAAUAUGUUAUACAUGCAAGUGAUACUGUAUCUUAAAUCUGAACCUUGGGGACUAACAAGUGAUUCAUCAUCAGGCAGCUCUCCCACAAUGGACAGAAACGACUGGGGUUAUGUGGGUAAGGAUUUUUAAUCUGUUUAUUUAUGAUAAUGUAGGCAGUGUAUCAUAAAAUAAACUUGGUUAUUACCAGA